Drosophila novamexicana is the source of this 4538-nucleotide messenger RNA. RefSeq names its product integrin alpha-PS1 (gene mew). Gene Ontology annotation, cellular component: integrin complex; external side of plasma membrane. The record is from RefSeq and is a predicted model, not a curated record. The transcript is spliced from 9 exons. Gene Ontology annotation, biological process: cell-cell adhesion; cell-matrix adhesion; cell adhesion mediated by integrin. Gene Ontology annotation, molecular function: integrin binding. The coding region runs from base 516 to 3953 and encodes 1145 amino acids. Lineage: Eukaryota; Metazoa; Arthropoda; Insecta; Diptera; Drosophilidae.
GAAAGCGCGCGUGCAUUCGUUUCGAUUUUGAUCGAGAAACGGUUUCUUUUUGGUUUUGCAAAAUUCGUGUGUAUUUUUUUGUUGUUUGUCCAGUGAUUUGAUAAGCAUUAUCAGUGCCGUGUGUUAUGAAACAACAACAAAAUGAGUUAAAUCUUCAUUUUUUCUAUUAUAACACAUUUUGUAAUUUACACUUCUUUGCGCGGCGACUGGCAAAAAGGUCAAGCGAAGCAGCUGAACAAAACAAAACAAAAAAAUUUUAACAACAACAAGUGCAGCAUCGUAGAAACAGUAGCAACAACAACAACAACAACUACUUUGUAGGCUACCUGUUGAGCAUAGCGCCGAAGUCGCAAUCGCAGUCGCAGUCGCGGUCGCAGCCAACGUCGCUGUCGCUAAUAGACUGGCUUAAGCUGAAGGUUAAGAGCGAUUUGCAAGUGUCCGUUGCAUGUCGUUAACAGUUGUAUUGUUGUUGUAAUUGUUGUUGUAGCCGCGCAUCAAGUAUAACAGCAACAAAAAUGACAGUGCCGUGCAUUUCGCCGCGUUCAAACCACGGCGAGAGUCGAAUUCAUAUGGCGCCCCACGUCCUGCUCGGCAUCUUUUUCGCCGCGACCGCCGUCUCGUGCUUCAAUCUGGAGCAGAGGCAGCCGCUGAUCAAGUACGGGCAUCCCAACUCGAAUUUCGGCUAUUCGCUGGCCACGCACACUAUCGGCGAAUAUAAUUGGCCCAAUAACACAAAAUGCCUGCUGGUGGGCGCGCCCUUGGACCGGAAUCGACAGCCGAACACGAAUGCAUCGGGCGCCCUGUACAGGUGCCCCAUCUCGACGGACUUCGACGACUGCGAACAGGUCAUCACGGACGGACGAAGAUCAUCUGGCGGAGCUUAUGAACCUACCUACGAUGUCGACGAACUGAUACCGCCAUCUAGCGACGAAAUCAAGGAGGGACAAUGGAUGGGCGUAACUGUACGCUCCCAAGGUCUAGGCGGCAAGGUGCUGGUCUGUGCCCAUCGCUAUGUGACGAUUGUGCGCGAGAAUCGCUAUGGACAAGGUCUGUGCUAUGUCCUGACCAACGAUCUACAGUUCGACGAGGUCUACGAGCCAUGCAAAGGACGCUCCGUGCAAAGGCAACACGAGGAUUAUGGCUUCUGUCAGGUGGGCACCUCGGGCGCCCUGCUGGAUGACAAUACCAUGGUGCUGGGCACGCCGGGCCCGUUCACGUGGCGCGGCGCCAUUUUCGUGACCGAGAUUGGGGGCGAGUAUCUGGAGCGGGACAAGAACAUGUACUACAGCGAUCACUCGGACGCCAGCUCACCGGUGGAUAAGUACAGUUAUCUGGGCAUGGCCGUAACGGGCGGAAGGUACUUCGGUGAGCGAAUGUCCUAUGCGGCGGGUGCGCCCCGUUCGAAUGGCCACGGCCAGGUUGUGAUCUUUGACAAGGCCAAUACGAGUCCGAUACCCGUGCGGCUGAUCAUCGACGGGGAGCAGUUCGCCUCGAGCUUUGGCUAUGAGCUGACCACGGCGGACAUCAAUGGCGAUCAGAAACCGGAUCUGAUUGUCGCCGCGCCCUUCUACUUUGCCAAGAGUGAUGGCGGCGCCGUCUAUGUCUAUCAGAACGCCAAGGAUAUGCUGCCCAAGCAGGCGACGCUGCGUCUGACCGGGGCCCUGGAGAGUCGCUUCGGGCUGGCGCUGGCCAACAUUGGGGAUCUGAACAAGGACAGCUGCGAGGAUCUGGCUGUGGGUGCGCCCUACGAGGGCGACGGCGUCGUCUACGUUUAUCUCGGCUCCAAGCAGGGCCUCAACGAGAAGCCCUCGCAGCGCAUUCAGGCCUCGGAGCUGGGACGCAAUCUGCCCCAGCCCAUACGCACCUUUGGCAUCUCCAUAGCGGGCAACACGGAUCUCGAUGGCAACUCGUAUGUGGACAUGGUCGUGGGCGCUCAGCCUGCCGUUGUUGUUCUGCUGGCCCGACCCAUUAUCAACAUCCAGACGACAUAUCGCAGCAACGAGACACGCAACAUAGAUCCGAAUCGCGCCGGCUGCCGCAUGGAUGUCUCAACGAAUCUGACCUGCUUCACGUUCGAGGCGUGCAGCAGCAUCGAUCCGCACGAGCAGCUAAACAAGGAGCUCAAUCUGAUCUUCACCGCCGAGGCGGAGACCUUCGAGCAUCACAAGAAGUUCUCGCGCGCCUUCUUCGAUCGGGAGAACAAGCGCAGCAACGUGAUCAGUCGACAGGUUCGCGUCCGCACAGAUGGCCGGGUCGAGUGCCAAAUGGUCACCGGGUACAUCAAGGCGAAUACGCGCGACAUCCAGACGCCCAUUCGCUUUCGCCUGGACUACAAGCUGCAGGAGCAACAGCUGGCCGACUCGCCGCUCGAACGGCUCAAUCCCAUUCUGGACCAGACGCAGGCCUACAUCGAGUUCGAGGGCACCUUCCAGAAGGAUUGCGGCGAUGAUGAUCUCUGCGAGAGCGAUCUGCGACUGCAUGCUGAGCCCAAUCUCACGGCCGAGGACGGUCAAUACUCACUGAUCCAGGGCAACAAAACGGAACUGGAGGUCAUGGUGAACGUGAGCAAUCUGGCGGACUCGGCGUACGAGGCACAGCUGUUCAUCGUGCACCAGAAGAGCGUCUCUUACAUAGCGACCAAAAAGCCGACGAACGCGACAUGCAACAGCUUCAACACGACGCUGGUGGCCUGCAGCCUGGGCAAUCCGAUGCUGCGUGGCACCACAACGCAUGUGACAAUCCGUUUCGAUCCGAACAGCCUGGAGCUGGAGGAGUCGCAAAUGGUGUUCCACAUCUUUGCGAACACCACCUCGCAGCUGGUGGGCCAGCAGCCGCCCGAGCGCCGGCUGACCGUGCUGAUGGUGCGUCGGGCGGAGCUGACGGUACGCGGCUGGGUGAAUCCGGAGCAGAGCUUCUACAGCGGCGCGGCCAAGCUGCAGGAUUCGCCCAUGGAGCUGGACGAUGUCGGCUCGCCGCUAAUGCACACCUAUUCGAUCUUCAACGAGGGUCCAUCGGCGGCGCCCAAGGUGCAGCUGGUGAUCUCCUUGCCGCUGAUGCUGGAGAGCGGCCAGGGCCAGGGCGAGGGGCUGGAGCAGGGCGCCAAGGAUCAGUAUCUGCAAUAUUUGGAGGACAAGCCGACCAUCGAGACCGGCCAGGGCGAGUGCACGGUGGCGCCCGAGUACAUCAAUCCGCUGAAGCUCGCCUCCAAGAUGCCCGCCAGCCUGCGCAGCGCCGCCUACCUGAACGCGCCCGCCUCCAUGACCAAGUGGCCCCUGCACCGUCAGGCGUCACCCACGCCAACCAAAUCUCUCAAUCUAAGCCAGACCCAGGGUCAGGCGCAGCACUGGAGCCAGCACAAGUCUGGCCAGGAUUACGGCCGGGCGAAUCGCUUGCCGCGCAACACGCUCGAGCGCAUUGUCCGGCCGGAGCGCUUCAUGGACGGACGCGAGGCCGGCGUCAAGGGCAAGAAGCAGCAAAUUGUGGAGCUCAACUGUGACAAGCUGACGGCGCACUGCAUCAAAAUACACUGUGAGUUCUACGCGAUGCCGGCCAAGACCGAGGCGCAGGUGACACUCAAGGCGCGCCUCUGGAACUCGACGCUGGUCGCCCAAUAUCCUCGAGUGGAUCUUGUCCGCAUCAUAUCCACCGCCCAUGUCAAAAUACCCCAAAACUUUGGUGUCGAGCAGCUCGAGAACAAUGACAAUGUCUUGGUGGAGACACGCGCCUAUCCGGAACUGUUGGACCAGCAGAGGGAGACGCACACGCCGCUGUGGAUCUACAUAUUGGCCGUGCUGGGCGGCCUGCUGCUGCUGGGCGCGUUCACGUACGCGAUGUGGAAGUGCGGAUUCUUUAAGCGCCAACGACCGACAGAUCCAACGCUGAGCGGCAAUCUGGAGAAGAUGAACGAGGAGAAGCCCUUCCUAGGCGCCAAGAGCAGCCAUAAUGUUUUCUAACAAGAGGGCACCGUCGGCUGGGAUCUGGUGCGACGCAUUGCACCCGCCAGGAAGCGCAACAGGCUCCGGCUCAGGCUACGGCUCAGGCAGCUGCUCCUCCUGCACAGCCAGCCCCACUACAAGCAACAACAACAACAACAACAGCUGACUCCGCCAUGCGGCUGCAGCUGGCGCAACAACAACAACAACAACAACAACAACAACAAUGGGCCUGAGGAUGAGUUCGAUGUGUUAUCCCUGACGCCGCCGCCGCCGCCGCUGAGCGUCCUGAGUUGGGGCAGCGACGGCUACUACCAGGCCAGCGCCGCCUGGUGGGGUCACAUGUGAGCAGGAGCAGCAGGAGCAGCAGGGGGCGCGGAGCAUCUCCCGCACUAAACAGAUUCUGGUUGUGGGACUUUCAAUGUGCCAUUUUGUUUACUUAAGUCGCGUCGCCAGCUGGCAAAUCCGAACCAAAUCCGAAUCCAAAUCCGAGUCCAAAUCCGAAUCGGAAUCCAAAUCCGAAUCCACGCCGUAGUCCAAAUCGGAGUCCAAAUCGAAAUUCAAAUCGGAAUCGGAAUCUGAAUCCAAAUCCGAAUCGGAAUCUAA